Messenger RNA from Aspergillus novofumigatus IBT 16806, 711 nucleotides. RefSeq lists its product as uncharacterized. The record is from RefSeq and is a predicted model, not a curated record. Gene Ontology annotation, molecular function: ABC-type transporter activity. NCBI's taxonomy places the organism in Eukaryota, Fungi, Ascomycota, Eurotiomycetes, Eurotiales, Aspergillaceae. The transcript is spliced from 4 exons. The coding region runs from base 1 to 711 and encodes 236 amino acids. Gene Ontology annotation, cellular component: membrane.
AUGGGCCGGGAUUCUCUAGUCACUGACCUUGGCGUUGAACGCAAGGACACGCUUGAUUGUCUCGAACUCAACGAUUCAGUUAUUGACCUUACGAAUUCUGGCCGGUAUCAUCGCCUGGCCCUGUACUAUCAACCGACCUACGGCGCGAGCGAGUCGUCCCAACGGCAGGGGCUCAUGUUACUGUUUCUCGUACAAUUCUACAUCUUCGCCUCGUCGUUCGCUUCGAAGAUAAUUGCCGCAUUGCCCGAAGCCGAAACCGGUGGCACAAUUGCAACCCUACUCUUCAUCAUAGCGCUGAUGACCUUCAACGGCGUCAUGCAGCUGCCACACGCCCUGCCCGGUUUCUGUAUUUUCAUGUAUCGCGUGUUGCCCCUGACAUAUGUAGUUCCAGGGAUCACAGCGACGGCACUACAGGGCCAGGCAAUCCAAUGCGCCAGCGCCGAGUUGAGCGCUGCCGCCGGCCAGUUGUACAACCCUAGUGCAACGCAGAACAGCGCGCACUGCCGGCUGCAGAAUGCCAAUCAAUACCUGGGUUGCUGGAACAUCUACUUCUGCGACGGCUGGCGCAACUGGGGCUGGGGCUUCGGCUUGGGCUUUGCGUACAUCGCGGCUCAGGGCUCUGGAAUAAUAAGCAAUAGGGUGCCAUUCUCCACCAACCCCCACCACCAGGCCCUUAUUGCCUUCAGGCCUCAACACAUGAUACAUGCCUGA